AUGGUUUUGCCCAUUCCCAACUACAGGCAAACCAAGGCAUUAGACUGGAGCCAUCAUUCUGACAACAAGUUCAAGGCAGAUGCUCAUAAACCCUACCAUUUCCCCCAGAUCUCAUCUGUCAACAAGCAUGAAAUGGAGAACUAUAACUAUUGGGUUCAUAAAGACUUCCAGCACUUCCUGGCUCUGCUGUUUGCUGUGGAGGAGAUCAAUAAGGAUCCCAGCCUUUUACCCAAUGUGUCUCUGGGCUUCCAUAUCCAUGAAAUCUACCACCAUGCCAAUAGAGCCAUGGAGGGUGCCUUGAUGAGGCUGUCGGGAGUAGAACAGACUGUCCCUAACUACAGCUGUGGGAGACAGGAAAAGUCUAUGGCUGUCAUCGGAGGAGCCACAUCUGCCCUGUCCAUCGCCAUGGCAACAAUCCUGGGACUCUACCGGCUCCCGCAGAUCACCUAUGGCCCAUUUGAUCCAGUACUGAGCGACAAGAUCCGAUUUCCAUCUCUCUAUCAGGUGGCCCCCAGGAUUUCCUCUCUGCCCCGGAUGAUGGUCCAGUUAAUGGUGCAUUUUGGCUGGACCUGGGUGGGGCUGGUGGUGUCAGAUGAUAUGAGAGGAGAGAGUUUCCUUUUAAACGUGACAGGGGAGAUGGUCAGGAAUGGUGUCUGUGCAGCCUUUACCGAGAAGAUCCCCAGUGGCAGGUUCAACACUUAUAAAAUUCUGAAUUUCUAUGCCAGGAUCAUGGCUUCAUCAACCAAUGUGAUAGCUGCCUAUGGGGAUGCAGAGUUCCUAAACCUUCUUAGAGCUGUGAUAGAGUGGUUUGGACUGUCCAAGAUGGUUUUGAUCACCACCUAUCACUGGGAUUUUACUUUGAGCAUGAUGCAUGAACCAAAUAAUAAUCAUUUUCAUGGGACUUUGACUAUGGCAAACUUUGCUAAAGAAGUCCCCGGUUUCAGGGAUUUUUUACGGACCAUUAGACCAGCAAAAUAUCCAGACAACAUUAUUCUGAAGAAAUUCUGGGAGUCUGCCUUUGACUGUGCUCUUUCGUUUUCUGAAAUCUUUGGAAGAAAAUGCUCAGAAAAUGCUUCCUUGGAGAUGCUACCUAUGCACUAUUUUUCCCUAAUGAUGUCUGCCCCGAGUUACAGUGUUUACAAUGCUGUGUAUGCUGUGGCACAUGGUUUCCAGGAGUUGCUCCUGUCCAGAUCAGAUGUGAAGUCUUGGGGAAACAAGAAUCGUCUGUUCCAUGAGUUUCUGAGAAAUGUCCAGUUUGACAACCCUGCCGGACAACUGGUGAUUCUGGAUGAGAACAGCAGAUCUUCUGCAAAAUUUGACGUUUUGAACUUUGUGAUCUUUCCCAAUGGAACUGGUGAAUUUGUGAAAGUUGGGGAGGUGGACCCCCAGGCAACUCCCAACCAAUAUGUCAGCAUCAAUGAGGCAAUGAUCGUGUGGCCUGGGGAAGCCUCUCAGCAAGGCAUGGGUUUUAGAGGUUUUAGGGGGGAAGAAACCUCGCAGCAGUCAGCAAGGGUGAGAGGAGGAAGGGAUGCCUGGAUAUCAUUCUUGACCCAGGCUCCACAGUCACGGUGCAGCAGGAGCUGUGGACCCGGCUUCAGAAAACGUGCCCAGCAGGGGGAGGCCUUCUGCUGCUAUUUUUGUGUCCAGUGCUCGGAGGGGGAGAUUUCCAAUGAGACAGAUGCGGAACAGUGUGUGAAGUGUCCCGAAGAUCAAUAUCCAAACAUUGCGAGAGAUGGCUGUCUCCACAAAGUGGUGACUUUCCUGUCCCCCAAAGAACCUCUGGGGCUGAUCCUGGUCUGCACGUCUCUCUCCUUCUGUCUUCUCACAGCCCUGAUUUUAGGGGUCUUCAUUAAGUACCGAGACACCCCCAUAGUCCGAGCCAAUAACCGCAAUCUCAGCUACACCCUCCUCAUAUCCCUCAAGCUCUGUUUCCUCUGCGCCCUGAUCUUCAUCGGCCAACCCACCCCAGCCUCCUGCCUCCUCCGACAAACAUCUUUUGGUGUUGUGUUCACCGUGGCCAUCUCCUCUAUCUUGGCCAAAACUGUCACUGUGGUUCUGGCCUUCAGGGCCACAAGCUUGGGGAGCAACAUCAGAGGGUGGGUGGGGACCAGAACCUCGACUUCAAUAGUCCUGUCCUGCUCCCUGGUCCAGGUGCUCAUCUGUGUGAUCUGGCUGGGCACCGCUCCCCCAUUCCCAGAGAUGAACACACGCUCUGAGCCUGGACUUAUUAUCAUCGAGUGUAAUGAGGGCUCUGUGACUGCCUUCUACUGUGUCCUGGGCUAUCUGGGCUCUCUAGCCCUGGUGAGCUUCACUGUGGCUUUUCUGGUCAGGAAGCUGCCUGACAGCUUCAACGAGGCCAAGUUUAUCACGUUUGGCAUGCUGGUGUUCUGCAGCGUCUGGGCUUCCUUCCUCCCCGCAUACCAGAGCACCAAGGGAAAGGCCACGGUGGCCGCGGAGAUCUUCUCCAUCCUGACCUCCAGUGCCGGGGUUCUUAGCUGCAUCUUCAUCCCCAAGUGCUACGUGAUCCUGGUGCAACCUGACAGGAACACCCGGGAGUGUUUGAAGAGGAAAUGAACAUUGGGACACUA
Ornithorhynchus anatinus (platypus) is the source of this 2588-nucleotide messenger RNA. Its product is annotated as vomeronasal type-2 receptor 26-like. Gene Ontology annotation, biological process: G protein-coupled receptor signaling pathway. The transcript has 9 exons. Gene Ontology annotation, cellular component: membrane. Lineage: Eukaryota; Metazoa; Chordata; Mammalia; Monotremata; Ornithorhynchidae. Bases 1 to 2574 code for a protein of 857 amino acids. The record is from RefSeq and is a predicted model, not a curated record. Gene Ontology annotation, molecular function: G protein-coupled receptor activity.